CCCUGCAACGCCGCACAUCGUUGACGUUUACCGUUUGUCGUAUUGACGUGCGGCAAAAUCAGAGAGAAAAGGGAAUGUCAAAUAAAUAAGUUGAAUUAUGGAAUAUUAAAACUUAAAAUCCAAUAAUUAAGCGAAAAACUUGGUUUUAGAUACACUUAGGCAACGGGUCAUGAUAUCAUAAGCAUACCAAAAUGAUUGGAGGACUGUUUGUGUAUAACCACAAGGGUGAAGUGCUCAUCUCUAGAGUUUAUCGAGAUGACAUCGGAAGAAACGCCGUAGAUGCUUUUCGUGUAAACGUUAUACAUGCUAGGCAACAGGUCAGAUCUCCUGUUACUAAUAUAGCUAGAACGUCAUUCUUUCACAUUAAGAGAGCCAAUAUAUGGAUUGCAGCAGUCACCAAACAAAAUGUCAACGCUGCCAUGGUCUUUGAAUUCCUAUUGAAAAUUAUCGAAGUAAUGCAAUCUUACUUUGGAAAAAUUUCUGAAGAAAACAUCAAGAACAACUUUGUUUUAAUCUACGAAUUACUCGAUGAAAUCUUAGACUUUGGGUAUCCUCAGAACACUGACACAGGUGUUUUGAAGACGUUCAUUACGCAACAAGGUAUUAAAUCAGCUACUAAAGAAGAACAAGCUCAGAUUACAUCCCAAGUGACAGGGCAAAUCGGAUGGCGAAGAGAAGGGAUCAAGUAUCGUCGUAACGAAUUGUUUUUGGAUGUUUUGGAAUAUGUUAAUUUGUUGAUGUCACCUCAAGGUCAAGUGUUAUCCGCCCACGUGGCUGGAAAAGUAGUGAUGAAAUCGUACCUAUCUGGCAUGCCAGAAUGUAAAUUUGGCAUCAAUGACAAAAUUGUUAUGGAAGCUAAAGGAAAGGGUACUUUGGGUACAACAAGUGAUCCGGACCCAGCCAGAUCUGGUAAACCAGUAGUGGUUAUUGAUGAUUGUCAAUUCCAUCAAUGUGUUAAAUUGAGCAAAUUUGAGACAGAACAUUCCAUUAGCUUUAUACCCCCGGAUGGAGAAUUCGAACUUAUGAGAUAUCGAACGACCAAAGACAUAUCUCUGCCAUUCCGAGUCAUUCCUCUAGUGCGCGAAGUCGGACGCACCAAAAUGGAGGUAAAGGUGGUCCUGAAAAGUAACUUCAAACCAUCUCUACUGGGCCAAAAGAUCGAAGUAAAAAUUCCGACCCCUUUGAAUACUUCCGGUGUUCAAUUGAUUUGCUUAAAAGGGAAAGCCAAAUACAAGGCGUCCGAAAAUGCUAUAGUGUGGAAAAUAAAACGGAUGGCCGGCAUGAAGGAAACGCAAUUAUCGGCUGAGAUCGAACUGCUGGAAACCGAUACCAAAAAGAAAUGGACGCGCCCGCCCAUCUCCAUGAACUUUGAAGUACCGUUUGCACCGUCUGGCUUCAAAGUUAGAUAUUUGAAAGUGUUCGAACCUAAGCUCAACUAUUCAGACCAUGAUGUUAUUAAAUGGGUGAGGUACAUCGGCAGGAGUGGUUUGUACGAGACCAGAUGUUGAAUCUCUUGUUUCUUUUUUGGUAUAUAUUUGUGGUUAUUUUUGUUCCUAUUUAUUAACGUUAGAGUUAAAUGUAGUAUGGGAUAGUAGAUGUAAAUUUGUGUCGGAACUGUUUUCUUCUAUCUUCUUUUUGGGUUUAACUUUCGCUGUCUGUCCAAUUGUUAGCCUUUUACAUCUUUGUUUUAUAUAAAAUAGAAAAUCGCACUAUGUGCGUCUGGAGUUCACCAUACUUUUUUUCUUGAUUAGGAUGUGAAAAGUCAAAAUUGUUUUAAUGCUUUUAAAUUUGGAAAUUAUUUCGCUUAGCUUUUUUUUCUUUGUAAAUCUAUUUCCUCUAUAUGGGUAACCUAAAUAGUUCAACUUGUACUUUUUUUGAUUGAAUCUUUGGCCUGAGCUAACCAGGUCAACAUAUAUUUCGACACAUGUUCUAUUGCAUUACAUUCUUUACAAAAAUACUUUUUUAGUGGUAAUCAAAAACAAAAAAUGUUGAAUAAAAAUGUGUAAAUAUAAACAGAAAAUAUCCACAAAUAUUACGGGCUUUGUCUAAGAGCGUAAAAGUAAUAUAUAAAAACUACCUAAGGUUCGAAUUAUGAGCGUACUAUAGAGAACAAAAAUUUUAAACCAAUACAAAAAAG
Psylliodes chrysocephalus is the source of this 2137-nucleotide messenger RNA. Lineage: Eukaryota; Metazoa; Arthropoda; Insecta; Coleoptera; Chrysomelidae. The record is from the annotation of a GenBank genome assembly.